Hypoxylon fragiforme is the source of this 1966-nucleotide messenger RNA. Its product is annotated as Septin-domain-containing protein. NCBI's taxonomy places the organism in Eukaryota, Fungi, Ascomycota, Sordariomycetes, Xylariales, Hypoxylaceae. Gene Ontology annotation, biological process: cytoskeleton-dependent cytokinesis. Bases 316 to 1581 code for a protein of 421 amino acids. Gene Ontology annotation, molecular function: GTP binding; molecular adaptor activity; GTPase activity. Gene Ontology annotation, cellular component: septin complex; cytosol; microtubule cytoskeleton. The transcript is spliced from 3 exons. The record is from RefSeq and is a predicted model, not a curated record.
AAUAGUGUCCUGGAUCAAGAAAACCAGCCUCCGUCCGUUCGUCAUUAUCGCAGCAUGUUGGUUGUGGACGCUCCAUCUCUUGGUCCCCAUAAGCCCAUUUCAUACGAUGAGCUUUACGUUCAACUACCGCUGGCUGGUACAUUUCUUCGGACACGCUCUUGCAAUUUGCUCUCUAACAUGCCCAUACAUUUGUGCGUGAAUACAUGUGCUGACUUUUGAUAUUUUCUAGCUGCAAACGGUUCGAUAGCAUCGCCUGCGCUGGCUGAUAGCAAGCUACCUACCCUUCAACCUUCGUCGCCAACGAGCUCUGACUUGAUGCCUUCGGUAUCUGUCACUAGCUCUGGCCCGAUUGUCAACGAUGCCAAGGAUGUUGUGCGAAGAAAGUUGACUGGAUAUGUCGGGUUUGCAAACCUGCCCAACCAGUGGCAUCGCAAGAGUGUCCGAAAGGGCUUCAACUUCAAUGUCAUGGUAGUUGGUGAAUCUGGCCUGGGUAAAUCCACGCUAGUCAACACUCUGUUCAACACGUCUCUAUACCCCCCCAAGGAUCGCAAGGGCCCGAGCCUAGACAUCAUCCCCAAGACUGUCUCCAUCCAAUCCAUCAGCGCAGACAUUGAAGAGGCUGGUGUUCGUCUUCGUCUAACUGUCGUUGACACGCCGGGUUUCGGAGACUUUGUCAACAAUGACGAGUCGUGGAGACCCAUUGUAGACAACAUCGAACAGCGUUACGACGCCUACUUGGAUGCUGAGAACAAGGUUAACCGAAUGAACAUUGUCGAUAACCGCAUCCAUGCUUGCGUUUUCUUCAUCCAGCCCACUGGCCACUCAUUGAAGCCUCUGGACAUUGAAGUUAUGCGUCGUCUACACACCAAGGUCAACUUGAUCCCGGUCAUUGCCAAAUCGGAUACUCUUACCGAUGAAGAAAUCACUGGCUUCAAGUCUAGAAUUCUCGCAGACAUCAAGCACCACGGUAUUCAGAUCUUCGAGGGCCCUCGAUACGAGUUGGAUGACGAGGAGACGAUUGCCGAGAAUAACGAGAUCAUGUCCAAGGUUCCAUUUGCCGUUGUCGGUUCCAAUGAUGAGGUUGACAGCCUCGAUGGACGCAAGGUUCGCGGUCGUCGAUACCCGUGGGGUGUUAUCGAAGUCGACAACGAGGAGCAUUGUGACUUUGUCAAGUUGCGCCAGAUGCUCAUCCGAACGCACAUGGAAGAACUCAAGGAGCACACCAACAACAGCCUAUACGAGAAUUACCGAACUGACAAGCUUACUGCUAUGGGUGUUGCUCAAGAUCCUAGUGUCUUCAAGGAGGUCAACCCAGCCGUUAAGCAGGAAGAGGAGCGUGCUCUUCACGAACAGAAGUUAGCCAAGAUGGAGGCUGAGAUGAAGAUGGUAUUCCAGCAGAAGGUAGCCGAGAAGGAGAGCAAGCUGAAGCAGAGUGAAGAGGAGCUGUAUGCCCGCCAUCGGGAAAUGAAGGAGCAGCUAGAACGUCAACGGUUGGAGUUGGAGGAGAAGAAGGCAAGGAUCGAGAGUGGACGACCGAUCGAGAAAGAAGGCAAGCGGAAAGGUUUCUCAUUGCGAAAUUAACCUGUCACGACCCAGCCUUUCUAUCUACGAUCUACGCCCAAGCCUUUAUGAUGCCGUACUGUACCAGGCUGCCGCGUUCUUUCACUUCGUGCUUCUGUUUAUUCAACCACUUUUAAUUACUCACCACCUAAUACGCCUCGCCAUAUGGCCGUCCGUCUCGAUAGUUGGACGAGCACCUUCUGGCCGUGGAUCGUGGUACUAUCAGAAUUACUCGGCAGCCAUCAUCCCAACGACAAUAGGCGGGCUUCAGAGAGGCGAGGUUACUCGAUACCUGGGGUUGCCUUGUUGGCGUUCUUGAACAUUGUGGCGAGAUAUAGUUGGUUCAGGAUGUUGGCAAGCUGUAUCUUAAUCCUUCCGACGUUGCACAUUGAACCGCCUUAUACGU